GAUUUUUUCUUCAAAACUUGUCUCAAGAACUUCAUCUAUAUCAGUGGAAGGAAGAAUAGAGAACAUUUGUAAUGUUGGACGCUUAUUUUUUGGUUUUUUAUGAAGAAUAUUCAGUUUUUUUUUGUAAAACAAAUGGGAUACCAGACUGAUUUUGAUACAACUUCUUCUCUAGAGGAUGAGAUAAAGCACAGCAACGCACAACAGAAAAGUGCUUUUAUAAAAGCUGGAUCAAUACCAAACUAAACCGUAAUCUCAUAAAUUAAUCUUAGGGACUCUUUGAAGCCCUUAAAAAAUAUAUAUAUAGAAAAAAAAAAACAUUCUUCGGGCUUGUCUUUGGGGCUUUGAGCGACUGCCUACUGGGAAUGCCCUUUCGUUAAUAAAAGCGCAUUCUGGAACUUUCGAACUUUGUUUCCCUCCUUCGGCCUUCCCCAAUUGUUACAAGAUCACAACUUGCAACGCAUCUGAAAAGUCUCUCUCGCUCUCGUUCUGUAACUAAUGGCGACCCCGAAUCAGCAACAGAUAACAAAGACAUCUGAUACAAUGUUUCAUGACGAAAUCUUGGACAUCCCUCCACCAGAAUUGCAAGAUUUGAAAACUCUAAAGGUUGCAUUUCGUCAUGCAACUAAGGAAGAUAUGGUCGUUUAUAGUAUUAAUCUUCCGGUACAAAGUACAGUAGGUGAUGUGAUUUAUGAUCUAAAGACAAAGGUUGAGCUGUCUCAUCCCAAUGCCAAACUUAGAUUGCUUGAAGUUUUCCACCACAAGAUUUAUAAGAUUUUUCCGCUUAGUGAAAAGAUCGGGAACAUUAAUGUUAAUGAUCAAUACGGGAAGCUACGUGCAGAGGAAAUAUCAGGGGAGGACAAGAACUUGGGUCCUCGGGAUCGCUUAAUUCAUGUAUAUCACUUCACGAUAGAUGCAUCUCAAAGCGGAAUGGUAAAGAAUUUUGGGGAACCAUUUCUCUUCAUCACUCAUGAAAAAGAGACCUUAGUUGAAGUCAAAUUUCGCAUACAGAAGAAAUUGCAGGUUUCUGACGAGGAAUUCGCUACCUGGAAGUUUGCAUUUUUGUCAUUGGGUCAACCUGAAUAUCUUCGGAACUCAGACGUAGUGUCCAGCCUUUUUCAGGGAAUAGAUAUAUAUGGAGCUUGGGGCCAGUACCUUGGCUUAGAGCAUUCCGAGAGCUCCUGGAGAAAAGCUUAUCCAACCAAUCAGACAUCUGAUAUUUUGAAUUACAAAGGCUUGGACAUCCCUCCGCCGGAGUUGCAAGGUUUGAAAACUCUAAAGGUUGCUUUUCAUCAUGCAACUAAGGAAGAUAUGGUUGUUCAUAGUAUUAGUCUUCCGAUACAAAGUACAGUAGGUGACGUGAUUAAUGACGUAAAGACAAAGGUUGAGCUGUCUCAUCCCGAUGCCAAACUUAGAUUGCUGGAAGUUUUCCACCACAAGAUUUAUAAGAUUUUUCGGCUUAGUGAAAAGAUAGUGAACAUUAAUGUUAAUGAUCAAUACGGGAAGCUACGUGCAGAGGAGAUAUCAGAGGAGGAGAAGAACUUGGGUCCUCGGGAUCGCUUAAUUCCUGUAUAUCACUUCGCAAUAGAUGCAUCUCAAAGCGAAAUGGUAAAGAAUUUUGGGGAACCAUUUUUCUUCAUCAUCCAUGAAAAAGAGACCUUAGUUGAAGUCAAAUCUCGCAUACAGAAGAAAUUGCAGGUUUCUGAUGAGGAAUUCGCUAAGUGGAAGUUUGCAUUUUUGUCAUUGGGUCGACCUGAAUACCUUCGGAACUCAGACGUAGUGUCCAGCCUUUUUCAGAGAAUAGAUCAAUAUGGAGCUUGGGGGCAGUACCUUGGCUUAGAGCAUUCUGAGAGCUCCUGGAAAAGAGCUUAUCCAACCAAUCAGCAGCAGGAAGCGGCUGAGUUAAUUGGUCCCAUUCAGAUAAUCUGAAGGUCUGAAAGUGGCACAAGCAGAAGCUAUUGGUGAAGGACCAACACUUAAUGAGGUUGAAGUUUCUGCAUUAGGUGAUAUAAGUCCCUUGAUCCAACUGCUGUCUAACAUUUUCUGCAAGUUGUAGUUAAACAAAAAUUACUAGAUUAGACUGGAAAGCUUCAGUUAAUAUCAAUGUUACUGUACAAAAGUGUUUUAGACAUUUGAAUGAUCAAAGAUUUUGUGUUUCUCUCUCGGGAUAAUAGAAUUUUCUGUUUCAGCAAAACUUAUCAAAUGAUGACAGAAAGAGUUCUUGUCAUCCAAAAAGUCUUAAUUCAAUCAAGUAAACGGUUAUAUUUCUCUUUGUA
Molecule: messenger RNA, 2273 nt
Organism: Papaver somniferum (opium poppy)
Lineage: Eukaryota; Viridiplantae; Streptophyta; Magnoliopsida; Ranunculales; Papaveraceae
Exons: 20
Coding region: 496-1926 (476 amino acids)
Source: RefSeq, a predicted model, not a curated record